UAGAACAAAAAGAGACUUUCGUGAGAGAAAUAAAAGCCACUAGAGACCCUUACCUUACACAUAUCAAGCCUUCAUUUUCUUUUUCAAUCAAAUCACUACUAGUUGUAUUAUUUGGUCUUCUUCUCCUUAGUCCUCAGUCUCAUCCGCCUCCCUUUUUAUUGCCGAGUCCAUUGCACCGUUUCCAGACCUCCCUCUCUCUCUCUCUCUCUCUCUCUCUCUCUCAUCCCUUUUCUUGAUUUAUGGCCAACAGAAGUGGACUCUCUAUUAACUCAGAUCGGAUCGGAUUCUUCCUCCACCAGGAGCCAGCCGUGAUAAACUCAUUUCCUGAAUUCAACCACCACCACUACCACCACCACCACCAUCCUAAGCUGAAGCUUGAACCCAUGGAAGCCACCGGCACCAUCCAAUUCCCAGUCAACCUUAUGAGCUGCGCCACCCAAAAUGAGGACGGAAUUCCCUCGCCGUCCGAUGACAAACGGACGGUGAUGAUCAGCGAGAUGGACUUCUUCGCCGACAACAAGCGCGGCGAGUCCGAGCCCACCUCUGCCGAUGAUAAAUUGGAUGUGAAUGAAUCCGAUUUCAUCGUGAAUACUGGACUGCACCUCCUGACGGCUAAUACCAGUAGUGAUCAAUCAAUGGUGGACGACGGAAUAUCGCCCAAUUCUGAUGAAAAAAGAGCUAAAACAGAGCUGGGGGUUCUUCAAGCGGAGCUGGAACGCAUGAACGCGGAGAAUCAACGGCUGAGGGAAAUGCUGAACCAGAUAACAAUCAAUUACAACGCGCUUCAGGUGCAUCUGAUUAACCUGACGCAACAUCAUGAUCAGAAAAACAAUGCCCUGGACGACAAGGUAACGGGGCCUAGACAAUUCAUGGACCUGGGCUUGGCUGCGGCUGCUUCCGCGGCCCAAACCGACGAGACCUCGUCGGAGGGACGACGUGGGGCCCGGUCGCGAUCGCCGGUGAAUUGCGACGACGGGAGGGACGAGAGUCCCGAUAACGGGUCGGACCAGGGAGGUCCGAGUAAGGACCCGAAGUUGAUUGACUCGGCUGCUGCUGAGGCUACCAUGAGGAAAGCCCGAGUAUCGGUCCGAGCGCGAUCGGAGGCGCCUAUGAUAUCUGAUGGAUGCCAGUGGAGAAAAUACGGGCAAAAAAUGGCGAAGGGAAACCCGUGCCCUCGGGCUUAUUAUCGUUGCACCAUGGCCGCCGGAUGCCCUGUUCGGAAGCAAGUACAAAGAUGUGCAGAAGACAGAACCAUCCUAAUCACUACCUACGAAGGCAAUCACAACCAUCCACUGCCACCGGCCGCCGUGGCAAUGGCAUCGACAACCUCAUCGGCGGCAAGGAUGUUACUCUCGGGAUCCAUGCCGAGCGCUGACAACGGUCUCAUGAACCCUAGCUUCCUAGCAAGAACACUGCUCCCAUGUUCAUCAACCAUGGCUAGCAUUUCGGCUUCGGCCCCAUUUCCCACCGUCACAUUAGACCUUACCCAAAAUCCAAACAACCCUUUGCAGCUCCAAAGACCAUCAAACCAAUUCCACCUCCCCUUCCCAAACCAACCAGCUCAACCGUUAUUUGGACAACCACUUUAUAACCAAUCAAAAUUUUCUGGCCUCCAAAUGUCCCCAAACGUUAGCCAGUUGGGCCAACAAGUACCGCCGCCACCACAAGAGCCGCCAGCGCAGGGCUCAUUGGCUGACACCGUGAAUGCCCUUACCACGGACCCGAACUUCACUGCCGCGUUAGCAGCCGCCAUCACUUCCAUAAUGGGUGCAGGCAACGGUGGUAAUCCGAACAGUGCCAGUGACAACAAUUCUAGUGGUGCGACCACCGGCCACCAACAGCAACGACAACAAUAUUAAAGUCGACAGUUCUAAAUUUUCCGGUGAAAAUAAGGGUGAAUUUCGGUAUUAUCUUCGUUACUUUUUUUGUUUCAAUCCUUACAAUAUUUGGGUGAAAACGGUAUACAAAUUGAGAGGGGGAGGUUACAGACUCAAUACAGUUUUUGUUACUACAUUUUUUUUUUUCAGGUUUGAAUAAUGUUAUCUAAAUUUCCAGUCUAUAUAGUCAAGAGACGUGGUAAAAGGAAAAGGUGCAUAUUAAAUUGCUUUCUUGGUACGGAUUUUGGCUUUGAUUUC
Molecule: messenger RNA, 2135 nt
Organism: Rhododendron vialii
Lineage: Eukaryota; Viridiplantae; Streptophyta; Magnoliopsida; Ericales; Ericaceae
Product: probable WRKY transcription factor 31
Exons: 5
Coding region: 240-1859 (539 amino acids)
Biological process (GO): regulation of DNA-templated transcription
Molecular function (GO): sequence-specific DNA binding; DNA-binding transcription factor activity
Source: RefSeq, a predicted model, not a curated record